Molecule: messenger RNA, 1838 nt
Organism: Nicotiana tabacum (common tobacco)
Lineage: Eukaryota; Viridiplantae; Streptophyta; Magnoliopsida; Solanales; Solanaceae
Product: potassium transporter 4-like
Biological process (GO): potassium ion transmembrane transport
Cellular component (GO): membrane
Molecular function (GO): potassium ion transmembrane transporter activity
Source: RefSeq, a predicted model, not a curated record
UGGAGCUCCUCUAACUUGCAUAUUUGGACUCCUCUCUCUUUCUCCCAGUUGCCAUAAAUUAAUACCACAGCAAAAAUCCUGAUUCCAAUUUUGUUUUCCAGAGUCCAUUUCCCUUCUUCUGUCAUCAUGCAUCUCUAUCCAAAAAGGAAUUGCUACCUUCAUUACUAUCCAUGCCUCUGAAGAAAAGCUUCGAAAAUAUGACAAACCUCAAGCAAACAACAUGAGUCAGCAAGCUCAACUUGACCAUUGCCUUCACAAACACAAUCAGUUUACUCUGGUUAAUAUUUCCAGUAAUCUACUAUUGGCAUACCAAAGUCUGGGGGUGGUAUAUGGAGAUGUGAGCACUUCUCCGCUUUAUGUCUAUAGGAGCAUCUUUGUGGGGAAGUAGCAAAAUCAUCAGAAUCCAGAAACACUAUUUGGUGCAUUUUCACUGAUCUUCUGGACAAUAACGCUCAUUCCUUUGCUCAAAUAUGUGUUCGUUGUAUUAAGUGCAGAUGAUAAUGGUGAAGGUGGUACAUUCGCUCUUUACUCUCUGCUGUGUAGACAUGCAAAGUUUAGUCUACUUCCCAACCAACAGGCAGCAGAUGAGGAACUAUAAAGGGCAGCCCGGUGCACUAAGCUCCCGCUAUGCGCGGGGUCCGGGGCAGGGCCGGACCACAAGGGUCUAUUGUACGCAACCUUCCCUUGCAUUUCCUGCUUACAAAUAUGGCUUCUCUGGGCAGUCGACAUCAUGUUUACAACUGAAGAGAUUUCUUGAGAAGCAUAAGAGGUCACGCACAGUACUGCUUAUUGUUGUAUUGUUAGGUGCUUGUACGGUCAUUGGAGAUGGUGUUCUGACUCCUGCAAUGUCAGUUGUAUCAUCAAUGUCAGGGAUCCAGGCUGCUACUGAACACCUAUCUCAUGGCAUCUUUCUUCGUAGUACUAUAUUUUGGAAUCCCGAGAUUGUGUCUGCUCUUUCUCCAUAUUAUAUCAUCAAGUUCUUUAAGGAAACUGGGAAAGAUGGUUGGAUUUCUCUAGGAGGUGUCCUCCUGUCAAUUGCAGGUACUGAAGCUAUGUUUGCAGAUCUUGGUCAUUUCACUGCCUCCUCAAUGAGGAUUGCAUUUCCAUUUUUUGUAUACCGUUGCUUGGUGGUACAGUACAUGGGUCAGGCUGCUUUUCUGUCCAAAAACAUUGCUUCAAUUCCAAAUAGCUUCUAUAAUUCAAUACCUGACAUUGUAUAUUGGCCUGUCUUUGUUAUCGCUACCCGUGCAGCCAUUGUUGGCAGUCAGGCUGUAAUCAGUGCUACAUUCUCCAUCGUGAAGCAAUGUAAUGCACUGGGUUGCUUCCCACGGGUCAAGAUUGUCCACACUUCAAAGCAUAUUAAAGGGCAGAUGUAUGCCCCAGAAAUAAAUUGGAUCCUAAUGAUUCUGACCGUUGCUGUGGCUGUUGGGUUUCAGGACACCACUUUAAUUGGAAAUGCAUAUGGCCUAGCUUGCAUGACAGUUAUGUUUAUUACGACAUUUCUCACGGCGCUUGUCAUAAUCUUUGUGUGGAAAAGAAGUGUAGCACUUGCCACUUCCUUUCUCCUUUUAUUCUGGCGCAUCGAAGGCGUCUACCUGUCUUCCGCAUUCAUCAAGAUUCCACAGGGAGGAUGGGUCUCCCUUGUGCUCUCGUUUGUUUUCUUGGCUAUCAUGUUUGUCUGGCACUAUGGAACUCGCAAGAAGUACAACUUUGACCUGCACAAUAAAGUUCCACUGAUAAGUGGCACCUUAUAAUGCAUGUGUUGCCAUCAGAUAUUCUAUAAAAAAUAUCCGAAAAAGUGGAUGCUUGAAGUCAUAGAACUCGCAGUUGAAUUUGAG